Molecule: messenger RNA, 1569 nt
Organism: Arachis duranensis
Lineage: Eukaryota; Viridiplantae; Streptophyta; Magnoliopsida; Fabales; Fabaceae
Exons: 1
Coding region: 1-1569 (522 amino acids)
Source: RefSeq, a predicted model, not a curated record
AUGAUCUCAAGAUUGGCUUUACCCUCCUCCAACAACACCAACCAACCCUCAAGCUCUUCUAACCUUUCAUCCCAACCCCUUCCAAACCCAAAUGGUGCACUCAGUGCCAUUACACUAUGGUCAAGGACUACUUUGGAGGAGAUACCUGCUAGGGCCUUGGAAGACAUUCAUGAGAAAGAAGUGGUUAUUGAAGCUCCACAUGAAGAGGAGGAGAUGAGCACAAGGCAAAAGGAGGGAGAAGUGAACCUCAAAGAGCCCAAAAGGAAAGCUACAAUGGAUGAGUCCAUUCCUAUUCCAUUCCCUUCCAUGAUAAAGAAGGCCAAGAAAGCUUCGGAGUUUGAUUUGAACAUGCUUCAAGUAUUCAAGAAAGUUGAGGUAACCAUUCCACUUCUUGAUGUCAUUCAACAAAUUCUGAAGUAUGCAAGAUACUUAAAAGACUUAUGCAUACACAAGGAUAGGAUAGGUGAGUUGGAGACAUUGUCAUUCGGUAGUUCUAUUUCUGCAUUGAUGAAGCCUAUUCCUGAAAAGUUUGGUGACCCUAGACCUUGUUUGGUUUCUUGUCGUAUUGGUGGAGUUGUUUUUCAUGACUGUAUGUGUGAUUUAGGAGCUUACGUGAGCAUCAUGCCAUUCUCAGUGUUUGCAAGGUUGAACUUAGCUCCAUUGAAAAGGUUGACUGCCAGAUUUGCCUUGGCCGACAAGGGUGUGAUUACCGUGAUGGGAAUAGCCGAAGAUGUGCUUGUGGCAAUCAAGGAUUUGGUUUUUUCGAUUGACUUCUACAUCCUUGAAAUGCCACCAACAGAGGGUAGAAGUUCCUCCUCCGUUCUACUUGGUAGACCCUUCUUGAAGACCUCCAAAUUUAAGUUGGAUGCCUUCACCGGCACAUACUCUUUUGAGGUUGGAGAAAAGACAAUCAAGUUCAACUUAAAGGAAGCCAUGAAACACCCACCCGAAGAGCAUUCCGUCCUCCGAUGUGAUGUAAUUGAUGAGGUAGUAGCGGAAGUGCAAAGCAAAGAUCAAAACGAGCUAUGCUACCCUAUUGUUGAGGAGAAGGAUGAUCAAGAGGGUGAACAAAGAAAAUUUGUUGAGAGUGAUUCCCAUGAGCUUGGUGAAAAAGAACUGCAAUUGGAGGCCAAAAGUGAAUUGAAGCCUCUUCCAUCUCAUUUGAAGUAUGCAUUUCUUGGAGACAAUCAAGAGUUUCCGAUCAUUAUUGCUAGUGAGCUCUCUAGCCAAGAAGAGGAGAAGGUCAUUGAAGUCCUAAGGAAGCACAAGAAAGCAAUCGAUUGGAGCUUGGGUGACAUUGUGGGAAUUGACCCGCAUAUGUGCAUGCAUCAUAUCUUUCUCCAAGAAGGAGCUCGGCUGGUUAGACAAACCCAAAGAAGACUCAACCCAACUAUCCUUGAUGUGGUGAAAAAGGAAGUCACAAGGCUACUUGAUGCGGGUAUCAUAUACUCGAUUUCUGACAGUGAAUGGGUGAGUCCGGUCCAAGUUGUCCCAAAGAAAUCGGGCAUCACCGUCGUCAAGAAGGAAGAUGGUGAAGUGGUCACCAAAAGAGUACAAAAUGCUUGGUGA